Molecule: messenger RNA, 396 nt
Organism: Eruca vesicaria subsp. sativa (arugula)
Lineage: Eukaryota; Viridiplantae; Streptophyta; Magnoliopsida; Brassicales; Brassicaceae
Source: the annotation of a GenBank genome assembly
AUGAGCAUUCACGUUGGUGGUUUCAUUUGGACAACUAAUGAAGAAGAUGUUGUUGAAGGAGUUUCAAGAUCCUCUGCAAAAGAUUCAUCUGAUUCAACAGAGGACCCUUCCUCUUCUUUCUCUUCUAACGGAGCUUUUGACGAUUUAUCAGACCUCAUCUCUCAGCUACCGACCAUCCGUGAGAAGAAAGGACUUUCGAAGUAUUACAAAGGCAAAUCUGAGUCAUUCACAUCUCUAGCAAAUGUCACAUGCCUUACCGAUCUUGUCAAGAGAAGACCAAGAAUGAAGACAUGCAGGAUCUCCGAAGGACAAUUGAAUCAGACUUGCAAAAGGCUAUAUCGACCCAAUACUACAAUCUCCAUGAAAGCCACAAGAACCUCAAAAACUCUUUCAUGA